AUGAGUGCUAAGACGCCGAUACUCGACAACCUUGUGAGUUCUGAGGUCGAUGUCAGCGAUGCGGACGCUGUAAAGUCGGAUGAGGACGAAAGCUUUAUGCAAUUGGACGGCGAUGCGUUUCGGUUGGAUAUGGGCAGCGUAGCCCAGAGUGGUGGGAAAUCACUUUUUGUAAGAGACGACAGUGUGACUGAAACGCCAGUGAAAGCUGGUGGUGGUCUGUUGCCACAAACGAGCCCUACCAAACGUGUGCAGUUCAAUGAACCAGCCCAAGCCCAGGAACUCCAGGAUUUGUGGGACUUCAAGAAACUUGUGCGGCUCGAGUUCGAGCGUCGUCUGCCGCAACACUACGAGUUGCGAGGCUGGAGAUCACCCCCAAGAAACCUGGUAUCGAAUUUAGUGACAAUUCUUGAGACUAACAUAGGAGUCGCCCUGGAUGAGUGCUUUGCCAAAUACGAACAAGAAUGCGAGCGAGUGAUCUUGGAUCGCAGCGUGCGGAGCGUGCAAAGGGAGAAAGAACACAUGCUUUUCGAGCUUGUUGGUGAAAUCGAGCGUCGAUUGUCCCAGGCGCGAUUCCCCUCGCGUUGUUCAGAUCGCGAUCUGGACAUCGAAUACAUAUACGCCAAACGUCAAUUCAUCCAGAACCGUUAUUCUCAAGAGUCUCAGCGCGUUGAGGCCAUCCAACAUCAGGUUCAGCGCGAGCAAACCAUUUUGGACGAGUUGAAAGCGAUGCACUCCAAGACUGCCGAACGCAACGCUCGGAAAUCCAAGCUCCUCACAGAUCAGCUUUCGAAAAACCUUCAUCCAGCACUCAGUAAAGCCAUGAUCAAUUCUUUUGGUCUGCUACGCGACAAACAGGCAAACCCAGAUCGGUACCGUCAUGAUGUCGACGAUUUGAAUCUCAAUUUGAAGGAUUCGAAACCUACAGAUUCUUUUUCGAACCUUCAAGACAAUUUCCCCGCCAUCAAACAGUAUCGAACUACGGUUCAGAACUUCCAAAGCAUACAGAGAAGCAUUUUCCAAGAACCAAAACUGUCGUCGCGCUGA
Molecule: messenger RNA, 1044 nt
Organism: Lachancea meyersii CBS 8951
Lineage: Eukaryota; Fungi; Ascomycota; Saccharomycetes; Saccharomycetales; Saccharomycetaceae
Source: the annotation of a GenBank genome assembly